This is a messenger RNA of Lithohypha guttulata, 930 nucleotides long. RefSeq lists its product as uncharacterized. The transcript has 2 exons. The record is from RefSeq and is a predicted model, not a curated record. Lineage: Eukaryota; Fungi; Ascomycota; Eurotiomycetes; Chaetothyriales; Trichomeriaceae. Gene Ontology annotation, biological process: mRNA cis splicing, via spliceosome; spliceosomal snRNP assembly. Bases 1 to 930 code for a protein of 309 amino acids. Gene Ontology annotation, cellular component: pICln-Sm protein complex; spliceosomal complex; cytosol.
AUGGAAGUCAUACGAGAAGCCCCACGGAUGGGCGGGUUCGUCCCGUUGGCUGAAUUCCAAUCUGUCACACCCGAGACGUUCUCCCAGCCAGUCCUCCACUACUACAGCGAUAGAUGCAAAGUGAUAGUCCUUGAGGACGAAUUACAGCAUGCGCCAGCUAUUGCUGAACUGAUCACGAAGGCUUCACAACCAGUACAUAGUAACGAGGCAGAGAGCGAGAAUACGAAUGGUACACAGGCAGCGCAAAAGACGGUAGAAGAUAUUGACGUCUGGGUUACUUCUGAAAAGCUCUUCCUAUACUCAAAAUCUCACGAAAUAGGACUUACCAUACCCUACCCAACAAUCUCCAUCCACGCGACACAAAGCUACCCAGCCCCGAGUCCUGAGGAACCAGCCUCUCAAGCUCUCUACAUGCAACUCAUCCCAUCUCUUCCAGACAAUUCAGCCGAAGACGACGACCCUCCAGAUACCGUUUCCCUAACCAUCAUACCUACGGCCGCAGCUCCUCCGCCCUCAACCGCACCCACAGCCAACGAAGACGACGCUAUAACUUCUGAAAACGAACCACAACUCACACCAGUCCAGGCACUGUACAAGGCGCUCAGCGACUGCUCAGAUUUACAUCCAGACCCAGCUCAAGAUGAGGAUAUGGACGAAUCGGGCAUGAGUAGGCUGAUUCCUGCUGGGCUGGCUAUACCCGGGACAACAGAUGGGAGUAUGCCACCAGCUAUGCCGGGAAGUGGUGGCUGGAUCACUGCUGAGAAUAUGCAUGAGUUUGUGGAUGAGGAGGGGAACUGGAUUGGUGGCGAUGAUGAGGAGCAGGAAGAUGCUCAAGACCUGGGCCCUGGCGCAGGUACUGUAAGAUCUCGACCCGACGGUGAUGCUCAAGACGGUCAAGAUGAGGAGACGAAAUGGCAGCGAACAUCAUGA